Messenger RNA from Letharia columbiana, 429 nucleotides. RefSeq lists its product as uncharacterized. Lineage: Eukaryota; Fungi; Ascomycota; Lecanoromycetes; Lecanorales; Parmeliaceae. Bases 1 to 429 code for a protein of 142 amino acids. The record is from RefSeq and is a predicted model, not a curated record. The transcript has a single exon.
AUGUCAAUGUCGGGCCUGCAGACAAAGCUCAACGUCUCGAAAAGCAAAGACUUUCACGUCCGGACCUUAAGCAAGCUCUACAUCAUGAGGAAAAAACCCACAGAUUCGAACUCUUAUACGUUGGCUGUCGUCAGGAUAAGUGGCAAUUCUGGCGGUACGACAUCCUCAAAGUCAAACGAUGAGAGCAACGAAGUGAAGGCAUCAGAUCUGCCAAACGCUCUGAUAAUCUCCUCAUUCCCGAGCGGUCAUCGAAUAUGUGGGGUGCACCAGAUCCACGAUUGUGCGUGUUUUGGAUUGGCGCCAACGCUCACAAUCGCCUUUGCUUUGCAUGAUCUGUUUUACCCCCUACGGCCCAUCUUAUCCGGCUUCCUUUUCGACAUUUAUGGUUUAUUUUGGGUUUCCUCGUCUGCACUUGAAACCCAAAUCUAG